AUGCCUCUUUUCGAUACUUGGCCGAUAAUACUGGAUGUGGCUCUUGUGUUUCUUGCAGUCGCCCUGCUUCUGCGUCUUGGCCCUAAAUAUUUGGCUUCACGGUCACUCAUCCUUCCACCUGGUCCAAAAGGCUUGCCUUGGGUUGGAAAUCUGCGGAUGCUGCAUCAGGCACAGCAAAGGAAAUGGGAAGUUUAUGCUCAAUGGAGCAAACGAUGGGGUCGUCUGACAUAUCUGACUUCCCUCGGUUGGCGUAUUCUCAUCGUCAACUCGAAAGAAACUGCUAUCGAACUGCUGGAGCGAAGAGGUGCAAUUUACUGUGACAGACCAUCACUUUAUGUCGUGCGUCUUGUAGAACUGCACAACAUGAUCGGCCUGAAUGAUUAUGAUCACGGCCUUCGCACUUCUCGUCAAAUGGUAGCCCAAUUUAUCGGUAGUACAGCUGCACUGAAGCCUCUACACAGUGCGUUCGAGUCAGAGAGCAGUAGGUUUUUGGUAAUGCUCCUGGAGUCCCCUGACGAUUUUGCAGAUCAUGUUCGAACGCUCCUAGGUCGUACAAUUCUGCCCUUUCUCUACGGCUAUCACCCGAAAAUGGAAGGCGAGGACCCAGUGAUUCGAUGUGCGAAGCGGGGUAUGGAGGCGUUCGACCAUGUCACCGAUUUCGGGUUAUUUCCCGUGGACGUUGUCCCCCUAUUGAGAUACAUACCGCAUUGGCUUCCAGGCGGAAGGUGGAAGCAUCUGAUUCGCCCGUACAAAACGGCCCUCGACGAAAUGGGAGCGGUGCCGUUUGGAUUCGUCAAAGAACAGGUGUUGGAAGGAAAAGCAGAGCCCUCCUUUGUCUCAAGGAACCUUGAAUGUUUCGGUCCACGACCUACUUUUGAGCAAGAACAUCACCUCAAAUGGACAGCGGCGGGCGUCUGGGCUGGUAAGACUGAUAAGCUCAUGUCCGCGGCAUAUCAGACUCCGGCUGUCAUGAGCAAUUUCUUCCUCGUCAUGAUGCUAUAUCCUGAGGCUCAGGCCAAGGCUCAAGCGGAGAUUGACCGUGUGGUUGGACACGAAAGAUUGCCUAUGAUGGAAGAUCGUCCGAACUUACCCUAUGUCGAGGCACUGAUUAAGGAGCUACUCAGGUUCUACCCGCCUGUUCCUCUCGCAUUUCCGCAUAUCAGUCGCCAAGAUGAUAUCUAUGACGGAUACCUAAUUCCAAAAUCGACUAUGGUUAUCGUGAACGUGUGGGACAUCAUGCGCAAUUCACAGUACUACUCGGACCCCUUCACGUUCAAUCCAGAGAGGUUCAUUGCCACAUCGGAUCGUGAGGCUGAGCAGGAUCCUGCGAAGUUCGUCUUCGGGUUUGGUAGAAGAAUAUGUCCAGGUCGAAGGUUCGCUGAUGCAAUUGCGUUCAUUUGCAUCGCCAAAGUUCUUUCCGUUUUCAACACCGCCAAACCUCUGGAUGCGAAUGGCAAUCCUAUAGAACCAGCCGUAGAUCAUGAGGACGGAACAGUCAGCCAUCCAAGGCCAUUCAAGUGUUGUUUUAAGCCUCGGUCUGAGAGGGCUGCUGUACUCGCCAGCGAUUCUAUUGCUCACGAUUAG
Messenger RNA from Stereum hirsutum FP-91666 SS1, 1584 nucleotides. Its product is annotated as cytochrome P450. Gene Ontology annotation, molecular function: oxidoreductase activity, acting on paired donors, with incorporation or reduction of molecular oxygen; heme binding; monooxygenase activity. NCBI's taxonomy places the organism in Eukaryota, Fungi, Basidiomycota, Agaricomycetes, Russulales, Stereaceae. The transcript is spliced from 12 exons. The record is from RefSeq and is a predicted model, not a curated record. Bases 1 to 1584 code for a protein of 527 amino acids.